GUAAUCUCACAGCCCUUCUGGCCUGCGUACAUGAGCGCCGAGCGCUUCGAGAAGGCCAAGAAGUUGAAGCUCUGCAUCACCGCCGGCAUCGGCUCCGACCACGUGGACCUGCAGGCAGCUUGCAACCAUGGCGUCACCGUGGCAGAGGUCACCUUCUGCAAUUCCAUCUCCGUCGCAGAACAUGUGGUGAUGCUCAUCCUGAACCUCGUCCGCAACUUUGUGCCUUCGCACGACAUCGCCGAGGCUGGAGGCUGGCACAUCGCGGACUGCGUCGCCAAAGCCUACGACGUGGAAGGCAUGCACGUCGGCACGGUGGCUGCUGGAAGGAUUGGCUUGGCGGUUCUUCGAAGGCUCAAGGCGUUCGACACCGUCCUCCACUACUACGACAAGCAUCGGCUGCCCGAAAGUGUCGAGCAAGAGCUCAACUUGACCUACCACGACUCUGUGCAGUCACUGGUCAAGGCUUGCGACGUUGUCACCAUCAAUUGCCCUCUUCAUCCGGAGACGGAGAACCUCUUCAAUGCAGAGAUGAUCUACUCGAUGAAGCGCGGGGCAUACCUGAUCAACACCGCUCGGGGCAAGAUCUGUGAUGCAGAGGCUGUCAAGAAAGCAUGCGAGGAAGGCCACUUGGCGGGCUAUGCUGGCGACGUCUGGUUCCCGCAGCCGGCACCGGCGGACCACCCAUGGCGCGGGAUGAAGGCGAAUGCAAUGACACCCCAUGUCUCCGGAACGACUCUCUCGGCCCAGGCGCGCUAUGCUGCUGGUGUACGCGAAAUCCUGGAAUGUUUCUUCGAUGAGAGGCCAAUCCGCGACGAGUACCUGAUCGUGCACAAGGGACAGCUUGCGGGAACGGGAAAGCACAGUGGCUUGCCCUGA
This is a messenger RNA of Symbiodinium necroappetens, 876 nucleotides long. The record is from the annotation of a GenBank genome assembly. NCBI's taxonomy places the organism in Eukaryota, Dinophyceae, Suessiales, Symbiodiniaceae.